CUUUAUCAAUACACAAAUAUUUUUUAUCGUUUGCCAUUCGCGUAGUUUGUGUUUUUACAGUUUUUUUUUCGAACGCCGUCGUUUAAAGGGAUGGUGUUUGUUUUAUAUUAUCACUCUUAUUAAGCAUUUUAUUAGAGGACAAUAUUAAUUUGUUUGCUUUCAUAUACGAGCGCGAAACGAGAUUUUCAAGUGGCACACGCCACACACCAAUCGUUAUGGAGCCUGGAAAUAUGACAAAUGAAAAUCAAGACGAAACUACAAAUUGGAAAGGCACUGAUAAAAGUAUGCUGCCCAGGAGCUUUAGUAAAAGACUAUUUCCAUCACUUAUACGUAGUGUACAACAUACAGUAUUAUUUAAAACUCCAAUUGAUCCUAAUAAUAUGCCAGAACCAUAUCCAAAAGAUUAUCGUGAUGGCUGGGAUAUGAAUCAUGUGAAAAUGCCGUGUUCUAGACAUAAUUUACUUAUUGAUAAUGAUAAUAAUUCUAAGAAAAAUCGCUGGGAUAUUAUUAAAGAUAGUUUUAAGAAACCAAUAUUGUCUAGUCAAGAAUUAGAAAAAGCUAUAUUAUCAUAUAAUCUCAAAUAUAAAGACAAAUGGAGAUUUCAUUUACUACACUCAUUUUUUGAUGAAUAUUUAUGUGAAGAAGAAACGGAAUUAUUUUUCAAUAAUUUAUUGCCAAAAAUUAUCAAAUUAGCAUUGCAAUUACCUACAUUGGUAACUAGUCCAAUACCCUUGUUGAAACAAAACCACAGUCACUCAAUAUCAUUCAGUCAAAUGCAAAUUGCUUGUUUGCUGGCUAAUGCUUUCUUAUGUACAUUUCCUCAUAGAAAUGUCAGCAGUUGGCAGUCUGAAUAUUCUUCUUAUCCACAAAUAAAUUUUAAUGGACUGUUCCAGUUAAGAGUUACUUCUUCUGAUAAUAAUUAUUUAUAUGAGAAGUUGAAAUGUGUUAUCUGUUAUUUUAAAAGAGUCACUAGUGCUAAUUCUGCUCUGAAUGGUAUAGUCACUUAUUCUAGAAGAUAUUUAUCAGAUAGUGAAUUGCCAUUUUGGUUAAAAUCGACAAAUAAGUUAACAAAUUUGUACAUAACAUCUGAUGGAACCAUAGAGAAUGAUGGUGAUGGGAUGCUUCAAAUAGAUUUUGCAAAUAAAUUUAUCGGAGGAGGAGUUCUUGGUCACGGUAGUGUGCAAGAAGAAAUACGUUUCUUAAUCUGUCCUGAAUUAUUAGUGUCUCAGUUGUUUUCAGAGCAGAUGCAACCAACUGAAGCAAUUGUAAUAACAGGUGUGGAAAGGUUCAGUAAUUAUAGUGGAUAUGCCGAUUCUUUCGAGUGGGAUGGCGUUCAUGUAGAUAUCACACCAACUGAUGAAAAUAAUCGCCGCUACUGUACUGUUGUGGCCAUUGAUGCAAUUUUCUAUAGAGAUCCUUUAACUCAAUUUCUUCCAAAAAAUCUUAGACGAGAACUUAACAAAGCUUUUGUAGGGUUUUCUUGGGGACAUGGUUCGGAUUGUUCCAAUGUUUCAAUAGCAACAGGAAACUGGGGUUGUGGUGCUUUUCAAGGUGAUUGUCAUUUGAAAUCAUUGUUGCAAUUGUUGAGUGCUGCACAAGCCAAACGAGAUGUUGCUUACUUUACAUUCGGUGAUACCAAGCUACGAGAAUCAAUUAAUGAUAUGCAUACAUUUUUGAAAAAGCAAAAUAUGACAGUUGGUGAAAUUUGUAAGAUACUCAUUAAAUAUAAUACAUAUUUGUCAACUCAUCCCAGCACGGGAUUGUAUGAUUUUAUAUAUGAUGUCGUUAUUAAUAAUGACGCGCAGAAAUGUCUGAAUGACAAAAUACCUAUCAAGGCUAAUAUUCCUGUUGAAUCAGUUACUUUUGAAGAUAUGCCUAAUUCAAGUCCAACCAUAAUAGAAUCAACCCCAGAAAAACUUGAUGUUGAAUCAAAAUUAAGUAGUAUUGAUUGUGUGGACACUUCUGAUAAUGUUGACAAAGAUGAGACUCCUGAAGUUAGGUUUUUACCUGUAAACCAAUUUCGAUUAAAGAACGAUGAAGAACGAACAAUGUGCAUUAAACAGCAGAAAAACAGUUGGCUACAAUUGAAUGAUUCCAAAAAAGAUUUUCAGGCUGUUAUUGAAAAACCAUCAGUUACAGGACCAUUGAGUACUCUUAAAAGAGACAGAAAAGAACAUGAUGAAAAGAAAAGAGUGAAACGUAAAAUAUCUGAUUACUUUUCGCCAAAAAGUUAAUUUUUUGUUACCAAUUUUAUUUACAUUUAAAUUUUAUUAUUU
Molecule: messenger RNA, 2276 nt
Organism: Sipha flava (yellow sugarcane aphid)
Lineage: Eukaryota; Metazoa; Arthropoda; Insecta; Hemiptera; Aphididae
Gene: Parg
Product: poly(ADP-ribose) glycohydrolase
Exons: 12
Coding region: 216-2234 (672 amino acids)
Biological process (GO): nucleotide-sugar metabolic process; ATP generation from poly-ADP-D-ribose; carbohydrate metabolic process
Cellular component (GO): nucleus; cytoplasm
Molecular function (GO): poly(ADP-ribose) glycohydrolase activity
Source: RefSeq, a predicted model, not a curated record